GUUUUGAAGGCGCAGAAGCGUUGCACUGUACCGCAUCGUACCAGACUCUUUCUCCAGGUCGUCUUCGGCUCUUCGCCUCUCUCUAUUUCCGGCGAUGGAUCCGUACAAGUACCGCCCUUCGAGUGCUUACAACUCCCCCUUCUGGACCACCAAUUCUGGUGCUCCUGUCUGGAACAAUAACUCAUCCUUGACUGUUGGAGCAAGAGGUCCAAUUCUCCUAGAGGAUUAUCACCUGGUCGAGAAACUUGCCAAUUUUGAUCGGGAGCGGAUCCCAGAACGUGUUGUGCAUGCCAGGGGAGCCAGUGCCAAGGGUUUCUUUGAGACCACCCAUGAUAUUUCUAACCUUACAUGUGCUGAUUUCCUUCGAGCCCCAGGGGUCCAGACACCUGUCAUUUUACGUUUCUCCACAGUUAUUCAUGAGCGUGGCAGCCCUGAAACCCUGAGGGAUCCUCGAGGUUUUGCAGUGAAGUUUUACACCAGAGAGGGUAACUUUGAUCUAGUGGGAAACAAUUUCCCUGUCUUUUUUAUCCGUGAUGGAAUGAAAUUCCCAGACAUGGUCCAUGCUCUGAAGCCCAAUCCUAAGUCCCACAUUCAGGAGAACUGGAGGAUUGUUGAUUUCUUCUCCCAUCACCCAGAAAGCCUGCACAUGUUCUCAUUCCUCUUCGAUGAUGUAGGUAUUCCACAAGAUUACAGGCACAUGGAAGGAUCUGGUGUGAACACCUAUACUCUGAUCAACAAGGCUGGAAAAGCACAUUAUGUGAAAUUUCACUGGAAACCCACUUGUGGGGUUAAGUGUCUGUUGGAAGAAGAGGCAAUCAGGGUUGGAGGAAGCAACCACAGCCAUGCCACUCAGGAUCUCUAUGACUCCAUUGCAGCUGGGAACUAUCCCGAGUGGAAACUUUUCAUCCAAACAAUUGAUCCUGAUCAUGAAGACAAAUUUGACUUUGAUCCACUUGAUGUCACCAAGACCUGGCCUGAGGACAUACUACCCCUGCAACCAGUCGGUCGCCUGGUCUUGAACAGGAACAUUGACAACUUCUUUGCUGAAAAUGAACAGCUUGCAUUUUGCCCUGCUAUUGUGGUUCCUGGUAUCUACUAUUCAGAUGACAAGUUGCUACAAACUCGGAUCUUCUCCUAUUCUGAUACUCAGAGGCACCGCCUUGGACCAAACUAUCUGCAGCUCCCAGCUAGCCCCAAGUGUGCUCAUCAUAACAAUCAUCAUGAAGGUUUCAUGAAUUUCAUGCACAGGGAUGAGGAGGUCAAUUACUUCCCUUCAAGGUAUGAUCCUGUUCGUCAUGCUGAGAGGUACCCCAUUCCUCCUGCUAUCUUGACUGGAAGGCGUGAAAAGUCCAUCAUUCCAAAGGAGAACAACUUCAAGCAGCCAGGAGAGAGAUACCGGUCCUUUGCACCAGACAGGCAAGAGCGAUUCAUCCAGCGCUGGGUUGAUGCUUUAUCUGAUCCACGCGUCACCUAUGAGAUCCGCAGCAUCUGGAUCUCCUACUGGUCUCAGGCUGACAAGUCUCUGGGUCAGAAACUAGCAUCUCGUCUCAACGUGAGGCCAAGCAUUUGAAGAUGAAAUGCAGCUGGAUGUUUUGAGUUACAGAGAGCAAGCCAACAAUAUCAAAUGUGGAGCAGAAGGUACUUGGUUGGAAGCAUAAACCUAAUUUCAAUCGUUUGAUUACUGUGGUAUAUUAAUAUCAUAAUAUACUAAACAAACUCACUAGUCAUGUGACUCUUCAAACUGAUGUUUUGAUCUUAAUAAAGUGAGGAUUUAUGUGCAAAUGAUAUGAUGA
Messenger RNA from Vitis riparia (riverbank grape), 1793 nucleotides. RefSeq names its product catalase isozyme 1-like. Gene Ontology annotation, cellular component: cytoplasm; peroxisome; plasma membrane. The record is from RefSeq and is a predicted model, not a curated record. Gene Ontology annotation, biological process: hydrogen peroxide catabolic process; response to hydrogen peroxide. Gene Ontology annotation, molecular function: heme binding; catalase activity. NCBI's taxonomy places the organism in Eukaryota, Viridiplantae, Streptophyta, Magnoliopsida, Vitales, Vitaceae.